Messenger RNA from Podarcis raffonei (Aeolian wall lizard), 4506 nucleotides. It is a transcript of the gene RBMS1, whose product is annotated as RNA binding motif single stranded interacting protein 1. Gene Ontology annotation, molecular function: poly(U) RNA binding; mRNA 3'-UTR binding; poly(A) binding. The transcript is spliced from 14 exons. NCBI's taxonomy places the organism in Eukaryota, Metazoa, Chordata, Lepidosauria, Squamata, Lacertidae. Gene Ontology annotation, cellular component: ribonucleoprotein complex; nucleus; cytosol. The coding region runs from base 419 to 1837 and encodes 472 amino acids. The record is from RefSeq and is a predicted model, not a curated record.
GGAAGGGAGCGGCCGACGCCUCCUGCCGGCGCAGAACCCCGCGCGCUCGGGGGAGCAGCCCGCCCCUCGGGGGACAAAGGCAAGCGGCGCCGAGUGCCCAAGACUUCACUGUCGCCGCUGCAGCUUGGAGGCGUGGAGGCGGCGCGGUGCCUGCACUCGGCUGUUCCUUCCCCCCCCUCCUCCCUCCUCUUCGGUUGCGCGCUCUCAGCCUCUGUGCGUGUGUGUUUCUCUCUCCCUCUCUGGGCGGUGGUUGAGGCCGAUAGUAGGUGCAGAAGUCGCCGCCGCGGAUCGUAGUAGAUCGAUCAAUGAAGUGACUUUUAUGGCUGGCAGGCUGGGCUGAUUGUCUGCGUUCAGCCUGGCUUUGCAGCCGCCAGGGAUCCCGGGAGAGGGGAAGGAGGACGCGCAGCAGCAGCGUUGCAUGAGAGACUCAGCCAAGGGAGAAGAAGAGGGUGGAGGCGGCGGCGGCAGAGGCGUCGAGCCAGCCAGCGGCAGGAGAAGAGGAGCCCAGUCCCAGCAGCCGGCGAGGGAGAGGCACUUCCCCGCGGCCGCCUCCCUGAAUCGCGCGCCCGCCAAGUUGCCUCCAAAGUUGCUUCCCGGGCGGAGGGGAGGCUCGCUCUUUGGCUGGGCGAUGAUUUUCCCCAACAGCAGCAGCAGCAGUAACUCUGCGGGCGGCGGCAGGACUCCUUAUAGAAAGCAGCAGCCCAUCGUGCCUGCCCAUCCAAUGGCUCCUCCUAGCCCCAUCAUCACCAGCAGCAAUAGCAACAACAGCAGCAGCAGCAACUCAGGAUGGGAUCAAUUAAGCAAAACAAAUCUUUAUAUCCGAGGUCUGCCACCAAACACCACUGACCAGGACUUAGUAAAACUAUGCCAACCAUAUGGGAAAAUUGUGUCUACGAAAGCUAUUUUGGAUAAAACGACAAACAAAUGCAAAGGUUAUGGUUUUGUAGACUUUGACAGUCCAGCCGCAGCUCAGAAAGCAGUAUCCGCUCUGAAGGCCACUGGAGUCCAAGCACAGAUGGCAAAGCAACAAGAGCAGGAUCCAACUAAUCUAUAUAUUUCCAAUUUGCCACUUUCAAUGGAUGAACAAGAGCUGGAGAAUAUGCUGAAACCUUUUGGGCAAGUUAUCUCUACAAGAAUACUUCGUGAUUCCAAUGGCACAAGUCGUGGGGUUGGCUUUGCAAGGAUGGAAUCGACAGAAAAAUGUGAAGCAGUAAUUGCUCAUUUUAAUGGGAAAUUUAUUAAAACACCCCCAGGAGUUUCAGCUCCUGCAGAACCUUUGUUGUGCAAGUUUGCAGAUGGAGGACAAAAAAAGAGACAGAAUCAGAACAAAUAUAUACAGAAUGGAAGAGCGUGGCACCGAGAAGGCGAGGUGAGACUUGCUGGAAUGACACUUACGUAUGAUCCAACUACAGCUGCUUUACAAAAUGGAUUUUAUCAUUCGCCAUACAGUAUUGCAACAAACAGAAUGAUCACUCAGACGUCUAUCACGCCAUAUAUUGCUUCUCCAGUUUCUGCAUACCAGAGCCCUUCAUGGAUGCAGCCUCAACCAUAUAUAAUGCAGCAUCCUGGUACUGUAUUAACUCCUUCCAUGGACCACACCAUGUCACUGCAGCCUGCAUCAAUGAUAAGUCCACUGACACAGCAGAUGAGUCACCUUUCAUUGGGCAGUACUGGAACAUACAUGCCUGCCACAACAGCUAUGCAAGGAGCCUACAUACCCCAGUACACACACGUUCAGACAGCAGCUGUUCCAGUUGAGGAAGCCAGUGGUCAACAGCAAGUUACAGUAGAGACGUCCAGUGAUCAUUCGCCAUAUACUUAUCAGCAAAACAAGUAAUCAUGAGAAAUGUGUUGUUGACCUCGCCUGGAGAAGGAUGCAAAGGCUGAAACAAUCAUGGAUUUUACUGAUCAAUUGUGCUUUAGAAAUUAUUGACAGUUUUGCACAGGUUCUUGAAAACGUUAUUUAUAAUGAAAUCAACUGAAACUAUUUUUGCUAUAAGUUCUAUAAGGUGCAUAAAGAAAAAGAAAAAAAAUCCUUAAAUUCAUCCUAGUAGCUGUUUCCCUCCCCCUCCCCCCUUGAACAGGUUUAUUUUAGUAAGAAAUUUUUUAUCAAGUAUUAACGACGCAAAAAAAAUAAAAUAAAGGUAAAUAAUUAAAUAAAUGGGGGGGAAAUCUGUCCAUGCACAGAUUGCAAUGGAGACAUGUUCACGUGCAUGACAGAAUCAGUCUCUUGGUUUGUUUUAGUUUUUUUUGUUUUACCGUAUUAAGAUUUUGUUUUUAUUUUUUGAAGUUUAAACUAGUAAAAACAUCCAUGCCGAUGUUCUGUGCUUGCCGUGUGAGUGUCGCUAUAGUGCAGUGUUGCAGUUGUAGGGUCUAUUUUCAUAGCUUUCUCUCUCUCUCUCUCCCUCUUUUUCUUUUAAGGUAGUGUGAAGUGUCUUAUCCUUUUUCUAUCAAUUCCAAUUUGCCUUAACUCUUUUAAUGCUGUAGCUGUUUCAGUACGUAGUCCAAACUAAUGGUGUAGAAUGCUUUUGACCAAAUGAGCUGGUCUAUUAUGCCUUGUAAAAACAGCAGGAUAGGGCUUUUAACAGGUAGUCGAUUAAAAUUGCUGAAAAAUUUGGCUUUUAAAAAAUGUGUAGUAGGUGUUUUUAAUGAUUUUGUUUCCCCUCACAUAAUAAUGUAAGGUUGUGAAAUGCAAGAUUGGGGGGUAGGGAAAUGUUUUGUGUGAAACACAUUUUCUGACUGGGGAAAUUUUAAUAGGAUAAAUUGUUUGUAAGGCCUUAUGCCAAUUAGUUUUCCUCUGCUAGUUAGGAACUCUGCUGUAUGAUGCAAUGUAAAAAAAAAAAUAAUCUUUUUGCCUUUUUCCAGAAGAUAAUUGAUGUUCUAGUUUUAGGGUGGGGGAGUUUUGGGGAUGGGGAAUCCACAGAAUGUUUCUGUCCUUCCUUUCUAGUAAUGAAUAGUGCUUUAGAAUGAUGCUGUGCAGAGAAAAUAGCAAAUAGAAGCGUUUGCUUUUACAGCAAAGGCGAAAGCUAAAAGACUUUUUUCAAAACAUAAGCUGAGAUGUAAGUAGAAAACAUACUAGAUUGGGUACUAGCUCUCUAUAUUAGGUAAAUAAAGACUUGGCACUUUUUAAAGGUAACUUUACCAAAGAACAAAGAGCCAGUAACCAAUAAUUCUGAUUUUGUCUCAGCAGUUAUGUCUUCUGUACUCUUUUAAUUUUGUUGCCGGACCAGUUUGCGGUUAGAAGAAUGUGCCUUUUUUUGUACAUUUGCAUUUAGGUUUUAUAAUUUUUAAUUGAUGUAUGGACACAAACAAACAAACAAAAAGCAUGAAGGAAGACUUGGAUCCAAGCAGUGCCACACUUUACAUCAUCACUACAAGUGUUAAGUGUAAAGAAGAAGAAGAAGAAAAUACAAUUUUGAAACUAUGAAAUUCCUGAUUUAACAAAUACACUGUUAUUUGUACUUUUUACAUAUUAGAUGAUAAAACUCACUGCUAUUAAAGCUCAUUUUAUUAUGAUCGCAUGUGUAUUAAAUCAAACGGUAAAUUAAGUUGUCUUCCAAAACUGUGUACUUGUCUGGUCAGCUGUGUAUGAUCAGUUAUCUACCUCAAGGCUUAUUUCCUUUUGUAAUGGGACAGGUUGCUGGCCCUCCCUGUUACCACAGACCAAAUCAUCCUAGCUCAGGAGCUAGGCCUAAGCAAUUCUUUCUUUUCACUUAUUUUUUUUUAAAGUUUUUAAAUUUUAUGUGAGUAUUCAAGUACAGAUGUCAGUGACAUUUCAUAGUUUCAAAAGUCAAUGCUGCUCUGAGAAGUGUAGAUUCUAGUAAAUUACAUAGUCAUAAGAAAUGUGUUUGUUUCUUUUUGUUUUUGUUCUUUUGUUUUUUAAAAAAAAGUUUAAAAAGUUGUGGUAUUAUUGGUUCUAUGCUCCCUGGAAUUGACUGCUUUGUCAAAGUUCAGACUUCUUGCAACUCAUUCCCUAUAGCUGGUGUAUUUCCAGAUGUGGGGGAGAAGAUUUGGGGGCAGGCAGAUAUUUGCUACUUGAUGUUUUAUUUCAAUUAGCUAAGCAUUAGGGUUAGAGGGAGGGAAUAGAUGCUGCUAGAAAAGUCUGAACUAAGUGCCAUACUCAUUAUCUGGGUAAGAUUUGCAAAAUGUAACCUCUGUACAUAAAGAAAUAAUCAGUUACUUAAACAUCACAUAGUAGACAGCCAUUAAAUUAUAAAAAAAAAUAAUUUAUGAAGAAAGACCUUUUGUACAGAUUGAAAAAAAAAGAUUUUCAUAGAGAUAUCUAUAUGAUCAAGAGAGUUAAUUUUUUAUUUUUGUUUUACUAGUGCCACAAACUUGCCAGUGGUAACUUAUUUGUCCGGUUCAAGAUACUCUGUCAUUUUGUUUCCUAGGACUUGUUGUUAAAUGCCAAAAGACAUUUUUGAACUGUAAAUUUGAUUAGAUCAUUAGUUUUUUUCUGUUUUGUUUCUUUUGAAAACUUUUGAAUAAAAAAGAUCAAAAUAUAAA